UCUUCCUAUAUAAACUUGGGUUACACAUCAGUUGGGUCUCCAUAUUGCAUACAGCUCUAGCUCUCUCCUCUCUCUUCUAGUUUCUAUUGAAGAGCUGGUAAUUGAAAGAUCACUGUACGUAUCAUGGCUAUGGUGGCGGACUUUGUACUAGAGAAAGCAUUCGGAGCACUGUAUGCUGGCGUUGAAGACCUGAUCAUCAAGAAUUUCAUUUUUAAGUCUCUCUUCAACAAAGUAAAAUCCAGGCUCGAUGAUUGGGCACCACUGAUUAAGGAGAUGGCCCAAUACACCCAGAAAAUGGAUCGCCCAGAGAAGGAUCUGGAAGCUUUAAAGGGAGUCAUGCAGACGGGCCAAGAGCUCGUCAACGAGUGCUCAAAGAUUACGCGAUGGAGCCCCUUCAAAAAGUACAAGUACGCCAAGAAACUUCAGGAAUGGCAGGAAUCUCUUCAAAGCCCGUUGGACAGACUGAAACUGCAAGACACAAUGAAUAUAAUGGAGAUCAGGGUCGUGGUUGAUGAAAUGCAACGUGACAUGCUGAAACAACAAUCUGCAGAAAGUUCAAGUAGUACACGACUUGAACUUCCACCGCUUCCAAAGCUUAUAGUUGGACUGGAUGGUCCUUUGAAUGAUUUGAAGGAAAAGCUUCUUGCGGAUGAUGGGGUGUCGAGGCUUGUGCUCACUGCUCCUGGAGGCUGUGGGAAAACCACUCUCGCCACAAUGUUUUGUGAAGAUGAAGAGGUCAAAGGUAUAUUCAAGAAAAAUAUUAUCUUCAUCACUGUUUCACAAAAAGGCAAUUUAGAACUUGUUGUGAAGCGACUUUGUGAAUACUUGACGAGUGUGAGGUCUCCGGUUCCUACUUUCCAAAACAAAGUACAUAUGCUUCAAUGGAUGCAAACAUUUUUCAAGUCUUCCCAAAAUCCUUUGCUAUUGGUCCUCGAUGAUAUUUGGUCCGGAUCAGAAUCCAUUCUUCAUAGCUUUCAAUUUGAAUUGUCCAAUUACAAGAUUUUAGUAACAUCAAGAUCUGAAUUUCCAAAUUUUGGUUCUUCAUAUCAUUUAAAAUUAUUGGAUGAUGACAAAGCUAUGGAACUUUUUUAUCACUCAACAUCAUUGGGAGAUAAGUGCUCUCCUGAUCAAGAAGAACUCUCAAGAAAGAUAGUAAAGCGUUGCAACGGAUUUCCACUAGCUAUUACAGUGGUUGGCAGAUCACUUUCUGGGAAACCUAUAGAGAUCUGGAGACAGAGAGAAUCUGAAUGGUCUAAAGAUUCUUCAAUUCUAGAUUCUGAUCCUGAGACGGAAUUGUUUCUUUGUCUCCAAAGCAGCUUAGAUGCUCUGGAUAAAAGACUUGCAAUUGUCAAAGAUUGUUACUUGGACCUGGGAUCUUUUCCUGAAGACAAAGAAAUCCGAGUUGAUGACCUCAUUGAUAUGUGGGCGGAGUUAUAUGAUAUAGACGAUGACAGUGUGUGCUUUGCAAAUAUCUAUGAACUUGCCAAUCGAAAUCUGGCUAAUCUGGUUGACAAAAGGGACAGCUAUAUGAAGAUGGAGGGGGACGAUUUCUACGGUGAACGGUUUGUCACCCAACAUGAUUUGCUUAGAGAGCUAGCUAUUUACAAUGCUAAGCUAGACCCGGUAGAGCAAAGACAAAGAAUGAACAUAGAAAUAAGGGGAAACAAAAUCCCCAAGUGGUGGAGAGAACAAAAAUGUCACCCUAUCAAGGCUCGCUUGUUAUCUAUUACUACAACUACUGACUUCGAUAUGGAAUGGCCCAACUUGCAACUACCAGAAGCAGAAGUUUUUGUCUUGCAUUUUCAGAGCCCAAGUAGUUACAGCUUGCCCGCGUUUGUACAGAAAAUGGAUAAAUUGAAGGUACUGGUAAUAGACGGCGCUGAGGAAUUAAUAAAUUUUGAACUACUCGGUUUGUUACCAAAUCUAAAGAGAAUCAGUUUAAUUCGUCUCCAAAUUGGUUUCUUGACCCACAAGCCCAUACAACUGAAAAGUCUAAAGAAGAUAUCUUUCGCGUCAUGUGGCGCGGAGGGUAUCGACGAAGGUUUUUUCAGAAUGUCGGAUGCAUUUCCGAAUUUGGAGGAAUUAUACAUUCAGUUCGGAGUAAGGCUGGUUUCUGAUUUCUUCCAACAGUUAAACGGUAGAGAAUUUGUUUUGGAGUGCUGCAAUCUGAUUCAUUUAAAGAAGAUUAGUAUCGUCAGAGGUACUGGGCUAGAUCACUUGCCCGAAGAAAUCGGAAAUUUGGUCAACUUAGAAGUACUGAGGCUAAGGUCUUGUUUGUAUCUUUCAAAGCUUCCCAGUUCCAUCAGCAACCUCAAAAAGUUAAACUUCCUUGACAUAUAUGGAUGCUGGAGCAUUGAGUUGCCUAAAAACAUUGGUGAAUUGAGCAGUUUAAGAAAGUUGGACAUGAGGUGUUGCGACGAAGUGAAAGAGCUGCCUCCAUCAGUUUCGGAUCUUCAUCAGUUAGAGGAAGUGAUAUGCAACCGUGAAGACCAAGGCAGUUUAUGGGAACCCUUUCGACCCACUCUCACAAACCUGCGCGUGGUGGUGAUUCCUCGAACCCAACCAAAUUGGUUGGAAACUUUCAGCGACGGUUGGAGCAGCUAGCGUUUCUGGUAUUUGCAUUGAAUUAUCAUUUUCAUUUCUUGUUUCUUUGACAAGCAAUUUCUUCUUUUUUUUUUUUUUUUUUUUGUAGAUGAUUUUUUAUUGCUGAAUAUGUCAUGAGAUAAUACAUAUUGAAAACAAUGUGGCUAGCUACCUUCUUUGAAACAUUUACCACAUCAGUUUAGUUUCUGGGCACUCAAGUUUCAUGUGUAAAAUAGGUCGGCAUCUACUACUACAAUUAUAAGCAAUUGUCACAUACACUAUUAACAAAUUUGGGCCAAA
This is a messenger RNA of Rosa chinensis, 2883 nucleotides long. Its product is annotated as probable disease resistance protein At5g66900. The transcript has 5 exons. Gene Ontology annotation, biological process: defense response to fungus. Gene Ontology annotation, molecular function: ADP binding. Lineage: Eukaryota; Viridiplantae; Streptophyta; Magnoliopsida; Rosales; Rosaceae. The record is from RefSeq and is a predicted model, not a curated record. Bases 124 to 2604 code for a protein of 826 amino acids.